Poeciliopsis prolifica (blackstripe livebearer) is the source of this 2762-nucleotide messenger RNA. Its product is annotated as protein LYRIC-like. The transcript has 13 exons. Bases 334 to 1941 code for a protein of 535 amino acids. The record is from RefSeq and is a predicted model, not a curated record. Gene Ontology annotation, cellular component: nucleus. Gene Ontology annotation, molecular function: transcription coregulator activity. NCBI's taxonomy places the organism in Eukaryota, Metazoa, Chordata, Actinopteri, Cyprinodontiformes, Poeciliidae. Gene Ontology annotation, biological process: negative regulation of apoptotic process; regulation of transcription by RNA polymerase II; positive regulation of canonical NF-kappaB signal transduction.
CAUUUCUCCAGUCAUAACGGAGCCAUAUGAGGUGAACUUGCUGUUCGCGCGGACACGUUAGAUAUAUUGUGCUGCUCAGAUUAAGGGGACGUGAGCUAAUAAUGAUAACUGUUGGCUCACUGGCCAGUUAGCUGAUAUACUCUCUCGGCAGCGCGUUCAAGGUCCUGUGAGUCAGCAGUGUCCCCAUCUUGGCCGAUGGUGCUGGCUGAUGAUUUCAUUGUUUGCCAUCAUGUCGGAGUUGUUCCGUUAUUUUUAGCUAGCGUGGCUUGCUAGCUCCGCGAGUAGCGGUGAGCGCAGCGUGAAUAAUCAGUCUGUUGUCUGAAAUAAAGAGGGAUGGAGCAGUGGCAGGACGCGGCCUCUCAGCAGCUCAGGCUGCUUACCAGCCGUCUGAAUGAAUUGCUGACCAAAGGCCUGGAGUGGCUCCGCUCCGAAUUCGGCGUGGACGUGGGACUGAAGCCGGAGCUUAUUCCGCCAUGGAUAAUCCUCCUUGCGGCAUGCAGCGGGCUACUGCUGAUGGUCGCCCUGUGGGCCUCAGUCUGCCGGACUGUCUUCAGAAAGCGAGCCGCUGUAAGUGCUGCGGACGAUGGGGUCGAGGGGAAACGAGGAGCCAGUAAGCCCGUGAAAGCGGAGGAACCGAAGAAAAAGAAGAAGAAAGGAGAGAAGAAAGCUCAGCCGAAUGGGAGAGCCGUUGCUGAAGCCCAGGAAGGAGCCACAGCGUGUGAGGACAGAGUGCCACAUCACCAGCCUCCCCCACCGCAAGUCAAGACCGACAAGGUUGCAGAGACAAAGAAGUCCAAAAAGAAGGCCAAACCAGUUGUGAAGGAGACCAAGGCAGCAACUGGGGAUGGCAAAGAACCAGAAGAAGGCACAUGGGAGACCAAGGUCAGCAACAAGGAGAAACGUGAGCAGCGCAAGAAAGAUAAGAACUCGAGCGACGGCUCCGCCAGUCCUGGAGGAGGAGACACACCUGUGAACGCUCCGCCGGAGCAGCUCAGAGCCUCCGCAACGCCACCUGCACCUCCUGCCAGCCAGAAGAAGAAAAAAGGAGAAUCUGCCAAAGCGAAGGCAGAGAAGGCUGAAGCUGCUGUCUCUCAAGCUAACAGCAGCGUGGUGCCGGAGGCGGCCACUGCCACUGCCGAGAUGGCAGUCAAGGUCGCACCGCAGAGCGCUGCUCCAAAGACGAGCUCCUGGACAACCCAGAGGCAAACGGCCUCACUUUGGAGAGCAGGUUCAGAUGAAUCAUGGGCUGUGCCGGUCCCCUCAGCAGAACUCAAUCUGGUGUCUCUAUCCAGUCUGGGAGUUCCUCAGGCCCAACCUGUGAGCGACCUGACCUGGCUCAGUCAGCCCAGAGUGGACGAUGAGUGGUCUGGACUCAAUGGAGGUUCAGCCGACCCCGGCUCUGACUGGAACGCUCCGUCUGAAGCCUGGGGGAACUACGAGGAGCCCACCGCUGAGCCGGGCGAGCCUCAGGAGCCGCCCCUCCCUGAGCCAGCCAAGGCUGCUCUGAUCGCAGCGGCUGAGGAGGAUGAAGAUGAUAAGGACAAAGGUGAUGCCACUACUGAUGGAGCCACCAAAACUAAAAAGAAGAAAAAGAAGAAGAAGAAGACUUCCGAGGAAGGAGGAACACUUGGCCAGUUGGACGAGCCGGCGAAGGAAGCGGCACCAGCACCUGCCGUUUCGGUGAAGAAGCCGCCACCUGUUCAGGAGAAUGCUGCUACCGUCCAGCCUGUUAAGGCAGCUGCUGUGGAGGCGAGAGGAGAUCGACCCGUGAAGGACCCCAUAUCCCAGAAACCCCCUGUCACACAAGUGCCACAGAAGCCAACCGAUGGAGAGCCCGCUGCCAAGCAGAACAACCUUCCUGCUCUGACACAGCAAAAAAAAAACGAAGAGAGCCAAGUGCCCAAACCUGCGAAGAAGAAGAAGGCGAGGAGAGAGACAUGAGACGCCUCCAUAUGCAAGAGACUUCACAUCCUGCUUAUGCAACACCUUCUCCAACAGGGAUUUGGAACGACGGCCGCCGUUGACGAACUUUACCGGGGGGGAGCGGGGGACGUGUCCGAAAACAACUUUUUUUUCUUUUUUUUCUUUUUAUACACAUCAUGUGCCAGUUUGGUGGAUCCUUGAAAACUGAAAUUUUAAUGCAGUGCAAUCUAAUGUGAUGAGGUGUUGAUAAUUUCUAUGUAUGCAUUUGAUCUUUCUGAUAAUGUCUUCUAAUUUCACUGAAUCAAAUAACUGAAGGAACUGUAAUUUAGUCCUUAGACCUGUAGAAAAAAACACUGAUGAAGUUUAGAAAUCUAUGGUGGUGGCUGAUGAGCGGCGCUCGCUGUGUGGAGAGUAACGGCUCCUCAACACUGGGCCGAAUGGCUCGAACCAGCCCUCUUUUAACCUGCUCUGAUGUCGGUGGUUUCAGUCCAGCGGUUGGAAGCUCCACCAGAUGUAAACUAUCGUGAUGUAAAUGAGCCUCGUCGGGCACAGAAAAGGGACUCGCGCCAGCUCUACGGUUCUCACUUUUUCUUCCUGUGAUUCUGGAAAAAAAAUGUCACCGCCUCUGUCCAUCUCGUUCGUCUCGUCCGUUUUGCUGCCGUGUGUCGACAAAAUGUUCUCUUGCUGUCUUUUUUACGGCUGGCUGCUGUCUUUCAGCCGCAGCAAUGCUGUGGGGGUAGGGAGGGCCUCUGAUGGCGAACAUGUCAUUGUUGUCAGCCUCUUAGUUUUUUUUUUCUUUUGUUUUCCACCUCUGCUUGAUUCAGAAGUCCUCAGAAUCU